AUGGGAACUAUACCUGGUUUCGACUUUCCUAAUGUGGACCAGAACAUUAGGAAUAAUAUUUUACAAGAACAGGUUAACAAUUCUGUUCUGUUGAAGCAAGUAAAGAUUAUUUUCAUGCCGAACCAGCAAAGACUGCCUUUGAAGGAAGUCAUCAAGAUUUUGUGUGAAGUAGUGAAGUACGACAAUAAGGAUGAUUUUUCUCCUAUGUCUUGGUUCAGGAGCUCCGGGCACAACGGUGAUUACACCAGUUUCAGAAAAUUCAAGUCUACAAUCCUAGCUGUUACGUUAGGAUGGGAGUAUAACGAUUGGCAUGGAACUGCAAUAAAAAAUCUGAUGACAACUUCUGAAAUGCAAAACUAUCAGGAAGGUAAAAUAAAGUGGAAUUCCUUGAAAAUAGAAAAUAUACUGCAAGGUGUGGUUGAGUCUACUACUAUAAGAAGACCAUCUCUUUCGAAUGAUGAUGGAAAAACAGGUCGGAAGAGGGAAGUUGAAAAGAAAGCAGAGCCGAUCAAAAAGAAGCCUCGUACGGAAGCAGAUGACUUGGACGUCACAAGUGAAAGUGCUAAGAGAUUAAGCGUAGCAGCUGUUUUCAUUGUCUUGCUUUCAUGGUAUUUUGAUAUACCUUGUUUUAUCUAA
Cooperia oncophora is the source of this 636-nucleotide messenger RNA. The record is from the annotation of a GenBank genome assembly. NCBI's taxonomy places the organism in Eukaryota, Metazoa, Nematoda, Chromadorea, Rhabditida, Trichostrongylidae.